Aureobasidium musti is the source of this 300-nucleotide messenger RNA. The record is from the annotation of a GenBank genome assembly. NCBI's taxonomy places the organism in Eukaryota, Fungi, Ascomycota, Dothideomycetes, Dothideales, Saccotheciaceae.
AUGUCGUUCCAGGACCCCAAGAAGACCGGCCAGGCCGAUGCCCCCAAGAUCCACAAGAUCCGCAUCACCCUCACCUCUCGCAAGGUUCAGUCCCUCGAGAAGGUCUGCACCGAGCUCAUCGACCGCGCAAAGUCGAAGGACCUCCGUGUCAAGGGCCCCGUCCGUCUCCCCACCAAGAACCUCAAGAUCACCACCCGCAAGACCCNNCCCUGUGCCNUUAACGCCCCUACUGAGGUCGUCAAGCAGAUCAUCAUCAACAUCGAGGCCGGUGUUGAGGUUGAGGUCACCAUUGCCGCUUAA